UGACUUACACCUCGGUCACAGGCUCGGAUUUCCCCAUUUCCCAUUUUAGAAAUGACGAGGGUGCCCCGGAGAAGGUUCCAACUCCUCAUGCCCUCCAGGCUGGCGACAGGGAGUGAGCGGCGAGCACCAUGCUCCCGUGGGGCUGGGUAUUUCUUUGGCUCCUGGGCAGACAGCGGACCGGAGGCUUGAGCACGGCAGGCUGUCCCACCAAGAAACUCCUCUGGACAUACUCCCCCGGAAAGGAAGAGGAGUUUGUCUUAUUCUGCCACAUCUCAGGGCCAUGGAGGUCAUGUUUCUCCCAUGAAAAUCAGUGCAGCCCGACGCAGAGCCCCAAAGCCCUGCCCUGCAGGCAUCAAGGGGACCUUGCUGAGGUCCGGUGGUACCGGCAACAUGGGGACGUGGGACCUCUGGAGGAGAUUGCUGGAGGCCACCCUCACAUCACUCCGAACGAGAGCAUGCUUUACUUCCGUACCCCGGAGUUGGCCGAGCCUGGCACAUAUAUUUGUAGAGCCCGGCUUAGGAGUGCCCCAAGGGUGGACGUGCCUUGCUGUUUCAAGACCGUGCUGGAUGUGAGGCCUCAGACUGAGGCCCCUUGCAAUGCCUCUGCGCCCCACAAGCAAUUCCUGCUUCUUGGGACCAUGGGCUCAAUCCGCUGUCCCCGACUCGGCUGCCAAGCGGACUCACACAGACCCGAAGUGACCUGGUACCAGAAUGGAAAAGUCCUCUCUGGGGAAAAGAGCGACUCGAUCCUCGUGGACGACAUUUACGACUACCACCAGGGCACAUACGUGUGUGACUAUGCGCUGUCACCAAACGCCAGCUCCUGGAUAGCCAGAGCCGUGGUCCACGUGAGAACCAUCGUGGCUGACACCAAGUUCAAACCAGACAUCGUGUACCCAACCCAGGAUGUCCUGGAAGUAGAACUUGGAAAACCUUUAACUCUUCACUGUGCUGUUCGAUUUGGCUUCCAGCGGGACUUCAACCCAGUGAUAAGGUGGUACAUCAAGGACGCAGACCGGGAGUGGGGAUUCCCAACAUUCCAGGAAAAAAGUAUUAAGUCUACUUUUGAGGAGGAGGUCAUCGAGUGUGUUGUCUUCUUGAAGGAAGUCACGUGGCGCGAGCUGGGGUGCAAGUUUGUGUGCUUUGCCCAGAACUCUGUGGGCAACGUGACCCAGACCAUCCGACUGAAGGAGAAGAGAGGAGGGGUGCUCCUGUAUGUCCUGCUCGGCACUGCCUCCACCCUGGUGGGCCUGUUGGCAGCUGGCGUCCUCGUCUACACCUACUGGAUCGAAAUCCUGCUGCUGUGCCAGAUCUACCAGAGCAAGGACGAGACUCUUGGGGAUAAAAAGGAAUUUGAUGCCUUUGUGUCCUAUGCGAAGCAGUGCGCUUCAGGGAGUGAGGCCCCUUCACAUGUCAGCGAGGAGCGCCUGGCCCUGAACCUGUUUCCUGAGGUCUUGGAAAACAAAUACGGAUUCACCUUGUGUUUGCUGGACAGAGAUGUGGCCCCUGGGGGAGUGUAUGCAGAAGACAUUGUGAAUGCCAUUAAGAAAAGUCGAAGAGGAAUAUUUAUCCUGAGUCCCAACUACAUCAAUGGACCCCAAGUCUUUGAACUUCAAGCAGCAGUGAAUUUGGCCUUGAGUGACCAAAUGCUAAAACUCAUUUUAAUUAAGUUCAGUUCCUUCCAAGAACCGGAGUCUCUACCUCCUGUCGUGAAGAAAGCUCUCAGAGUUUUGCCCACCAUCACUUGGCGAGGCUUGAAGUCAGUUCCUUCAAGUUCGAGGUUCUGGGCCCAGGUGCGCUACCACAUGCCUAUGCGGCAUCCGAGGGGGCGCGUGGGGCGCUGGCUGGGGGCCAUCCUGCAGACCUUCUCUCUGGAAAGGACUAGAUGGAUCAGGAACUGCUGCAAUGAGCUCACAGUCUAGGGAGCCGGGCCUCGCCGCCACGGGAACCUGGGUGUGGGGAGGAGCAGCAGGCGGGCCUGGAGAGGGCUCAGGGCAGACAGUGUCUUCCUCCUGCCAACCUGAGCAGGCAGGGAAGCCCCCACGAGGACACCGAAGCUGCUAUUCAGGACCUCUGAUGUCCCGGCUGGGAGGAGAGAGCGACUCCUCGGAGCACCUCCUGCCUCAGCUGCAGGCCUGUGUGCUGCAGCGAACUUUGGACAGAGCUGUGCCUUCUCUGGUCAGACAAAUAUCAUGGCACCAGACAGGAGUGGCGGAACUCUGCUCGGAGCCUCACAUUGUUUAAACUUUUAUCGGUGCGCAUGUGCGGGGCAGACCUCUGUGCCUGUGUGGAGCUGGAGAGGCCAUGUGAAAUCAAAGCCCAUGUUUCUGACUUGUGUCACUCAGCAUUAUGGUCUCAAGGUGCAGCCAUUUGGCCCGAAUGACUCCAGCUCGUCCUUCUUCACGGCAGAGCAGUGCACCAGGGUGUGGAGUGCCCUGUUUUCCCGUCUGCUGACGGACACAGGCAGCUUCCAAGCUCAGCUACAAUGAGCGAGCGUGGCUCACUCAGGAAGAUUCCGUCUUCCGCAGGAAGAACAGCCCCCACCAAGCCCAGGUGUCACACGCCUGGCGGGCCUUGGGGACGACCACGGUGCAGUGGUGAGGAUGUAGAUCCGGCGGCCGCUGUGCGUGGAAGGCAGCACGGACAGUCCUUGGCUACUGAGCUAGAGGCCAAGCCCAGCUGCCUUGCUCUCCCCGUUCUGCGCACCAUCCCACUUGGCGUUUCCAGAGCUGCGUUCCUGGUCCACACUGGGAUGAGAAGGGAGUGAAGGCGAGAAGUGGCGGUGCUCCGGGCCAAGCGGCGACAGGGCUGUGUGAGUCCCUGCGGGUCCCUGCUGAGCCCAGAGUGCGCCCAGAGAGGCGUCUUCAGCAAAGCACGGCGCCUCGGCCUCACGUCCUGCUGAGUGCCCUGCACGCUGCCCAGGCCUGGCCCACCGCCUCAGCACUCCGGGGCAGAGGGGACCGAGCUGCUCCAAGCGCACAGCCUCUGUUUGCUGCGUGCAGGUGCAGGCGUGGUUUCUACCCAGCCUGUGGCUUCCACAACACACAGGAAAGGUGAAGAAGCCCCCAGGAGUGGGAGACAUCGUGGACAGGAAGCCUGCUUCUGGUCACCCAGCCGCAGAGCAGGGAGGCCCAGGCUCCGGUCCUCUGGUCUCCUUCACAGAGCCUCCGUGUGUGACCUUGCUCGGCGGGCACUGGGCCCCCGCGAUUAUUCUGGGGGAAGACAGGGAGGACUGGCUGCUUCAUGCAUGCUGGAGAGGUGGGAGGGAGACACUGAUCCAGACAGGCACACCCAGCGAAAGAAAAGCAGGGGGAUGGAGCCAGCAGAGGCUGGGGCCUGAGCUGUCUGCCUGCGGACCCCGGCCGGCCUCCGCGUGGGCGGGCCCCAGCCUUCAGUCCUCCUAGGUAGCAGGGUGAUGCGCUGGAGGCCAAGGCCUUGCUCCCGAUAGGUGAGGCUGUUUCCGCUGCUGUGUCUGCCUUCUAAGUUCUGCCUACAGCCAGAAGAGCGCGCGUUCCUGCUCCGAGGACAGUGACCUUCAUCCACCUUGGCUCUGGAUGGGCCGGGCUGGGCUGGGCUGAGUGGGAAGAGUGGGAUGGAAUGAACGGCAGGGGCUGGCCCAGAAGGGCUGGACCCAGGUGGGACCGGGGGGCUCCCUGCCUGGGCGUGAGGGGAAGCAGCACAGCGCUGCCUCCCCGGAAAGUGUCACAUGCCCUGGUCUGAUGGUGACUCGGGCUCAGCCUGGAUAAGGGUUGUCCUGUGGCCGCUCAGUGCCCGCGGGAUCUCUCCUCGCAGCGGAGGCGCCCACAUCACACAGGCCGCAGUGGCUUUGGCAGCACGCAGCAGCCUUGUGGGAAAUUUUGGUGCACAAGUGACAGGGAGCUUAAGGGUAUAAAUUAGGCCUGGCAGUUUGUGGGCAGGAUCACUGCAGGUCUCCGCCGGCGGGGCGGAGCCGCGAGGCCAGGAUCCUGCCAGCGCGUCUGUGCGGCCUCUGGCUCAGGAAGCGUCUGUGGCUCCUAGACACUCUGUGGUCCCACUGCUGCGGGUGGCUGGGGCUCUGUCCUCAGCUUCCAGAAAAAUCCUUCACCUGCUCUCGCACAGGAAGAAGAUGCAAAUGCUGAUGGCAGUAGAAGGGUAGAGCACCCUCUUCCCAGGCACGCGGGUUCACAGCAGGUGGUCCCUGGGCACUGGGAACAAGAGGUUGUUUAUGUUUUCUAUGUGGAAAUCAGCCAAACAAAUGAACUUGGGACCACAGGGCUGGCAUUGGUGAGCCAGCAGAAGAGAGCGUGACCUUCCCAGCGCAUCGUCCCAGUUUCAGGUGGCCGUGUGCUCCGGCUGCUGGUUACACCCACUGCCCAAGUGUCCUGUAGCUAAGGUGGCGCCCACACACACACCCCACCCUGGGGCUCCCUCUCAUUGCAGCCAUAAACCCAAGGGAAAACACAGACACUCAGUCUGGGGAUGCUCAAGGGUAAUCAGCAUUAGGAAGAUUGGCGAGAUGAAUGUUAGGAGUCUUACAGUUGGGGGGCAGGGGAGAUAGUGCGGUGGUCUAAGCACCUGCCUGGCAAAUGCAAGGACCUGAGUGUGAUUCCUGGUACCACAUGCUGUGCCAGCCUUAGAUCCCUGGGUGCAAUAGGCCGCCCACC
This is a messenger RNA of Octodon degus (degu), 4643 nucleotides long. It is a transcript of the gene Il18rap, whose product is annotated as interleukin 18 receptor accessory protein. Gene Ontology annotation, biological process: interleukin-18-mediated signaling pathway. The transcript is spliced from 11 exons. Gene Ontology annotation, molecular function: interleukin-18 receptor activity. The record is from RefSeq and is a predicted model, not a curated record. Lineage: Eukaryota; Metazoa; Chordata; Mammalia; Rodentia; Octodontidae. The coding region runs from base 129 to 1922 and encodes 597 amino acids.